AUGUCUCCCUCGACCACUCUCGCAGAGACGGUCGUCUCGCCCUCUCCAGGCCCGAAACGAGCAGCAACGUCACUGCUUCCCGCCUUCGAACCACUGUCUUCGUCCCCGGCUUUACCACGACCCCUCAAGCGAAAUCGAGAUGCUCUCGACGAGCACACGACCUAUCCGACCCCCGUUCCGACUUCUUCUACCGCGAUUCUGUCUUCCUCGCCAGCACAUGUAGUCAAACCCCGGCCUGGCCUCCCACGAACCACGUCUACCCUUGCUGAACGUACUCCCCUGGGUGCGGUGCCCUCUAUCCAACUGCAAGCCGAUGGCAAGGUAACGCGUAUGGGGAGAUCCAGUGCUUCUUGCGACUACCAAUUUUCCUCGAACCGCCUGAUAUCGCGAGUUCACGUGGAAGCGUGCUACAAAGCUGGGAGUUCGCGUCUCGAGCGUGAUCGUGUCGAAAUCACCUGUACUGGUUGGAAUGGUAUCAAGAUACAUUGCAAGGGCCAGGUGUACGAUGUGAAGAAGGGAGAGACAUUUUCGUCCGACAUUAGAGACUCGGAGAUCAUGAUUGACGUUCAUGACAGUCGCGUCGUCGUGGACUGGCCUCCGAAACCUCACCUAGGCGCCUUCUCAUCUGACGAGGAGGAGGAAGAUAAUUCUCCUGCCAAGCGCCAGCGAGCCAUGCUGCGCCAUUCAACACCACCCAGCCCGAGUCCUGUGCAAGUUCGUCGACGGCUUGCUUCUCCCAUCUCCCCAUCGCCCGCCGUACAAGCCGUGAUGCCUUCCUCACCGCCACUUCCAGCUACUGUCGAAAUAUAUGAAGACCCCGAACCAACCAACGAGAGCAGCGGAACAGUCACCGGUACCGAAGUGUCAGCGUCUACACUGGCAUUGUCCCAGAAUUUUGGGCAACCCGAGGCCUCUCAGAACAAUAACCCGUUGUCUGCUGAAGACUUCUCGGACAAUGACGAAGAAAACGACCCCAUCAUUCAUUCUUUUGGACCGUUUGGUGCAAAUCUGCUGCCACGCAUGGCCUCAGUUACCGCUGGAGAUUCGCCUAAUCCUAGUGACUCUGCAACAAGCACACGGUCGUCGCACACCGAACCCCUUCACAGCGGUGGCCUGAGCUCACUUAAAAAGAAAGACCCGGAUUUUGACGUGCAGGGUCACAUUAUUAAUCAGCUCGCAUUCUCGAGAUUGUCCUCUACUCCAUUGUCCACCAUUCUCAGCCACCUUCCCCGCGAGGCUGGGGCGUUGUCCAUCAACGACAUCAGAAAACUCAUCCGUGAAACAGCGUGCAUUGGUGAAGUUGCAAGAGAAGGGAAGGAUGCGGCAGGCAAACCUCUGGAAAGCGAAUUCUACUACAUCCCCGACCAAGAUGAGGAUGAGAAGCGAAAGGAAGCUGUGGUCAAUGAUUUACGAAAGCCGGGUUUGCGAGCUUGCCGCAAACAGCACAAGCAAUAUUUCUGGCGGAAGCCCAAAUAG
This is a messenger RNA of Fonsecaea erecta, 1476 nucleotides long. RefSeq lists its product as hypothetical. The record is from RefSeq and is a predicted model, not a curated record. The coding region runs from base 1 to 1476 and encodes 491 amino acids. NCBI's taxonomy places the organism in Eukaryota, Fungi, Ascomycota, Eurotiomycetes, Chaetothyriales, Herpotrichiellaceae. The transcript has 2 exons. Gene Ontology annotation, molecular function: protein binding.